Magnolia sinica is the source of this 1911-nucleotide messenger RNA. RefSeq lists its product as uncharacterized. The transcript is spliced from 8 exons. The record is from RefSeq and is a predicted model, not a curated record. The coding region runs from base 1 to 1911 and encodes 636 amino acids. Gene Ontology annotation, molecular function: nucleic acid binding. Gene Ontology annotation, biological process: DNA integration. NCBI's taxonomy places the organism in Eukaryota, Viridiplantae, Streptophyta, Magnoliopsida, Magnoliales, Magnoliaceae.
AUGGCGGCAGCAGCAGCAACAACAGCUGCAGUAGAAGCUUCUUCAGGAUCUAGCGGUGGAGGAGGAUCCACAGAUUCCUACAUCGGCAACGUGAUUAGCUUGACAUCCAAAUGCGAAAUCAGAUACGAAGGCGUCCUCUACAACAUCAACACCGAUGAAUCCAGCAUCGAUUUGCGGAAUGUUCUAAUAACGUUCUUUGCUCAGAACCCUAUAAGGCCUUCGCCUCUUUCUGGCGAUUAUAGCCAGCAAACCUAUCGUCCACACAGACCACCUGGUCCACCUACUGAAGAGAUACCUUCAUAUGCCAAAUUCCUAAAAGACUUAUGCACGACCAAGCGAAGGAAAAUUAUUCAAAAGAAAAUCUUCUUGACUGAGAGAGUGAGUGCCAUCCUGAAGCAAGACGUGCCGCAGAAAUUCAAGGAUCCCGGUAGCCCAACCAUAUCAUGUGUAAUCGGGAACCAUCGAAUUGAUCACGCACUUCUUGACUUAGGAGCGAGCGUCAAUCUGAUUCCCUACUCGGUAUACAAACAGUUAGGUCUUGGUCGCCCAUUCCUUGCCACGUCAAAUGCAAUUAUCAAUUGCAGGAAUGGUAUCAUGACUAUGUCUUUUGGAAAUUUGACAUUGGAGUCAAAUAUUUUUUUCAAUAAUGGCAGCAACUCAGAGGAUGAUGACGAUUUCCACGAUAUUAACAUGAUUGACUCUUUCGUGGAAGAUACGACACCUCUGACCUUAUCCUCCGACCAUCUAGAGACGUGCCUGGCCCACUCCCAUGAUUUUGAUGAUGACAUGAUUAGGGAGACGUGCGCCUUGCUUGAUACUGCACCGGUACUUGAAGUUAACCGGUGGAGGCCACAAUUUGAAGAAUUACCACGAACCGAUGUAUUGCCUCUACCGUCUAACCUCAAGCCGCCGAAGCUUGACCUAAAACCUUUGCCCUCUGAUUUGAAAUAUGCCUAUUUAGGUCAAGAUGAGACAUACCCGGUGGUGAUCUCUGCCCACCUGGAGAAAGAACAGGAGAGUGGGUAUUCGAGCUACAACCAGAUAGAGAUAGCCCCUGAAGACCAGGAAAAGACCACAUUUACAUGUCCCUACGGCACCUUUGCCUAUCGAAGGAUGCCAUUCGGACUAUGUAAUGCCCCUGCCACCUUUCAGCGAUGUAUGCUUAGUAUCUUUUCUGAUAUGGUGGGGCAAUAUCUAGAGGUCUUCAUGGACGAUUUCUCUGUUUACGGUCCAUUUUUCAGCAAGUGCUUGGAAAGUCUUAAAUGUGUGCUGAAAAGAUAUCAUGCGGCACUGAAGUAUCUUCUCUCAAAGAAUGAUUCUAAGCCCCGCUUGAGCUGUGGUGGUCACUUUUCUGCUAAAAAGACCACGGCCAAGAUUCUGCAGUGUGGCUUUUACUGGCCCACUAUGUUUAGGGACACUCAUGAGUUUUGCAAAGCUUGUGAGCGUUGUCAGAAAUUGGGAGCAUUGUCCCGACGAAAUAUGAUGCCUUUGAAUCCCGUCCUUAUCAUUGAAGCAUUUGAUUGCUGGGGCAUCGAUUUCAUGGGACCAUUCCCCCAAUCGUUUGGAAAUCUGUACAUUUUGCUCGCCGUGGAUUAUGUCACUAAAUGGGUCGAAGCGAUUCCGUGUCGAAAGAAUGACCAUCGCACGGUCAUUAAAUUCCUAAAAGAAAACAUUCUUUCUCGAUUCGGAACACCUCGAGCCAUCAUUAGUGAUGGGGGCUCACACUUCUGUAAUAAACCAUUUGAGAGUUUAAUGAAGAAAUACGGUAUCUCUCAUAAGGUGAGCACCCCAUACCAUCCACAGACAAGUGGGCAAGCCGAGAUUUCUAAUAGGGAAAUUAAACACAUCUUGGAGAAGACGGUCAACCCUGAUCGUAAGGAUUGGUCAAUUCGAUUGACCGAUGAUAAGUGA